Messenger RNA from Pygoscelis adeliae (Adelie penguin), 750 nucleotides. It is a transcript of the gene BSND, whose product is annotated as barttin CLCNK-type chloride channel accessory beta subunit. Gene Ontology annotation, biological process: chloride transport. Gene Ontology annotation, cellular component: basolateral plasma membrane. The transcript has 4 exons. NCBI's taxonomy places the organism in Eukaryota, Metazoa, Chordata, Aves, Sphenisciformes, Spheniscidae. Gene Ontology annotation, molecular function: chloride channel regulator activity. The record is from RefSeq and is a predicted model, not a curated record. The coding region runs from base 1 to 750 and encodes 249 amino acids.
AUGGCCGAGGAGAAGACCUUUCGCUACGGGUUCAUCAUGCUGGGUUUCUUCCUGGUGAUGACGGGAAUGUUCAUCAUGAGCGUGGAAAAGCCCCAGAUCUACAUCACCUUCUGCACCCUAGGCAUCCUGCUCAUAGCUGUGGGCAUCACCUGGAGCAUGUGCCAGUGCUACCCGAAGAUAACAUUCGUCCCUGUGGACCUCGAGGCCGAGCGGUUCCUGGACCACAAACCCAUCGUACUGCCGGAGAGGGACACCUGCUUGAUUGUACCCUGCCCCAACCAAGAGGCCACCAGCACCUAUGAGAAAAGCCUGCCGUCCUACGAGCAGAUCCAGGGGCAGGUGGUGGGCUCGGGCCCGCUCCCACCCACGGCCCAGCCCAGACCCCGCAGCUGCUCCCAGCUGGCGGUGCAGGCGCAAGCAGAGGUCCACCGGGAGCUGGGUGGUGCUGGAGACCACCCCCGAGACCCCCCCCGGCUGGCCCCAGGGGACGCACCGCUGGCAUGCCUCCUGGAGGACAUGGACACGCCGUCGCUGGAGGGUUCCGUGCCCAGCAGCCCCGUGCCACAGGGCCGACCCCCACCAUCUGUUGCCCGCUCCAGCUGCACCCCGACCAGCUCCCCGGUGGGGGGAAAGCACCCUGGUUCUCCCCGCAAAGGCGCCGGGGAGGAGGAUGACCUCUAUUAUGGGCUCCAAGAGGGGCCAGAUGCUCUGCUCGAGGAUAACGACUGCCUUUUUGAGGUGGAAAACUGA